UAAUACGACAUUUUCGAAUAAAUAAAAGUUUGAAUGAUUGCAAUCAUUCGGUAGACGAUCGUCGGUAUUAAAAGAAGUAACGGUGCGCUCUUAGCCACAAGUGUGUGGCGCGUUCGAAAAACGUGAUAUUCCUUAAUCUCUUAACUUAUAUUAUCGUAAAAAAAAUUCAGUUAAUAAUAAAAAAUGUCCAAAACUAAUAAGCCACUGGAAAAUGAUCCGGCUGAGAGUAAAAAACUUUUGGACACCCAAAAAUCUAUCGAUGUGGAGGAAGUGCGUCGUGUCUGUGCCGAAAUGCCGUUAACGCGUGACACAACAUGCGGUGUUGGAUUUCUAAAAGGAGCAUUUUUACAAAAAUUUGCUAAUCAAACGGCGUACGUUAUUAUUUAUGGCAUGGUCGGUUGUGUCUUUGCCAUGGCCAGUGCUUAUUUCAAUGCCACAAUUUCUACGCUGGAAAAACGUUUUAAGAUACCCUCGCGUAAUACCGGCAUGAUUAUGAUCGGCAAUGAUUUGAGCCAGGUUAUGUGUUCGGCAUUUUUGGGCUAUUAUGCUGGUAAAAAACAUCGACCACGUUGGAUGGGCUUUGGUCUAUUAACCCUUGUCGUCUUCUGCAUGCUCACGGUGACGCCACAUUUUAUUUAUGGCCCUGGAGAUGAUGCUUUAAGUCUAACCAAAGAAUAUGGAGCAGUAUCAGAUAUAGAUAUUUCUAUGAAAGAUUUAGAGGAGCAACGGCAAAAAAUUCUAUGUCGUGACGAUGGAACGGGUGUAGAAUGUGAAGUACGUGAGGGUAGCCUAGUGCCGCAACUUUUAUUGUUUACGGCACAAUUUAUUGCUGGAGUGGGAGGUUCUCUCUACUACACCUUGGGAGUUUCUUAUAUGGACGACAAUACCGAGAAGGCCAAGGCACCGGCGAUGCUGAGUAUUUCCUAUUUUUUCGGCCUAUUGGGUCCAUCUAUGGGCUAUACCUUAGCCUCGAUUUGUUUGCGUAUCUAUAUUGCACCGUAUUUAACUCCGAUAAUAAACAAUCGUGAUUCCCGCUGGUUGGGUGCAUGGUGGAUGGGUUGGUGUAUUAUGGCAGUAAUGAUAUUCCUCUGUGGCCUAUUCAUGUUCCUCUUCCCCAAGGAAUUGCCAAUGACGGCUGCCCGCAGAAGAAUAUAUGAAUUGAGGGCCAAAGAAGAGAACAUGGGUAAAUCUGUGGAGCGCAUUGAAAACAAGGCAUCCUUCUCCGAUAUGAUACGCACCUUCAGAAUGUUUUUCAAAAAUAAAAUUAUUCUCUUCAAUUCAUCGUCGAAUAUUUUCUAUUUCUUUGGUUAUGUUCCGUAUUGGAUAUUUACUGCCAAGUACAUUGAAAUUCAAUAUCGACAAUCAGCGGCCACUUCAAGCAUUGUCACCGGCACAGUUGCCUUGGCAUUUUCGGCCAUAGCCAUCCUCUUAUCUGGCUUUAUCAUAUCAAAGUAUAAGCCCAGAGCUCGUUAUUUGGCCGCAUGGAAUAUAUUGGUCGAUAUUGUGACGAUGUCCGGCAUGAUUGCCUAUGCUUUCAUAGGCUGUUCGGGCAAUGACAUAUCAUUGAUUAACAAUUCUUAUGAUAGCGGUGUUUUGAACACCACCAUGAGCUGCAACAGUGUUUGCCAUUGUGAUUAUGUCCGUUAUAUGCCAGUGUGUGGAGAAGAUAUGAGAACGUAUAUUUCGCCGUGCCAUGCCGGCUGCAAGCGAGAACACAUGGAUUCGAAUGGAAUAAAAAGCUAUUACGACUGUUCCUGCAUACCGACCGCUUCGAAUGAGACAUUCAAUACAAAUCCGCUAUUUGAAAGGCUAACGAGCGACGAUAUUAUCAAUUCGAAUUUAAAUAUAACAAAUCUUUCCUUGGGUACAGGUGGUCAAGCCAUGUCAGGAGCCUGUCCGGUUAAAUGUUCGCAACAGUUUAUAACAUUUUUGGCCGUGAUGUGUGUUAUUAAAUUCUUUGCUGCAACCGGACGAGCUUCGAAUCUUUUAAUUACAAUGCGUUCCGUCUCGCCAGAAGAUAAAUCGGCCCUUAUGGGUUUCGGUAUGAUGUUCAUAUCGCUGGUGUGUUUUGUACCGGCUCCGAUAUUUUAUGGUUGGAUAUUUGAUAAGAAUUGUUUGGUAUGGGGUAAAACGUGUACGAAUAAGGGCAAUUGCUGGCUAUAUGAUGCGGCCGGAUUGAGAUUAACCUUGAACUUAGUAGCUGCUUUCUUUGUUGGCAUUAGCACAUUUUGUAAUGCCGGCGUUUGGUAUUAUGUUAAGCAUUUGAAAGUUUUCGAUGAUGAAGAAGAGAAGCCCAAAGAAUUGCAGGGUGCAUCCAAAAAUGAACAAACACUUACUCAUAAUGAGUAAAGUUCGAGGAAUUUUCCCAUACGAUAAUUUUUAAUAAAAUAUAACGAACAAAUAUUAUAU
Musca domestica (house fly) is the source of this 2409-nucleotide messenger RNA. Its product is annotated as solute carrier organic anion transporter family member 74D. Gene Ontology annotation, biological process: sodium-independent organic anion transport; transmembrane transport. The transcript has 9 exons. Lineage: Eukaryota; Metazoa; Arthropoda; Insecta; Diptera; Muscidae. The record is from RefSeq and is a predicted model, not a curated record. Gene Ontology annotation, cellular component: membrane. Bases 184 to 2349 code for a protein of 721 amino acids. Gene Ontology annotation, molecular function: protein binding.